UGCUACGAUUUCCAAAAAAAACAUCGAUUUUUUGAUGGCCAAGUAGAGGCAGUCGAUAAUUUUGUUUUUGUCAUUGUGGAAUCAGUUUUACUUGUUGGGCUUGAAUGCAGUAAGCUCCUUAUUUAUUUGAAUUCGCCAUUCGCAUUCGCCAUUCGUUGGGAUUUGACAUACGAAUAAAGACAUUCGCCUUGUGCCCGUCGUUAUGCUGCCUUUAUCUCUUCUUCGUGGCGCUUUGAAUCAUCCUGUGCUGGUGGAGUUAAAAAAUGGAGAAACAUAUAAUGGACAGCUAGCCAAUGUGGAUAAUUGGAUGAACUUAAAUCUGAAAGAUGUUAUUUGUACUUCCAAAGACGGAGAACGGUUCUGGAAGAUAGCGGAAUGUUAUGUCCGUGGGAGUUCAGUUAAAUACAUGCGCGUACCUGACGAGGUCGCUGAGCUGGUGAAAGCAGACAUGGCCAGAAAUAAAUCCAGACCUGAUAAAAGGCCAGCCGGCGGCUAUCAAGGGGGCGGCGGAGGCCGAGGGGGUGGGCGUGGUGGACAGAAUCGUGGCCGAGGGGGACCAGGAAGGGGUGGCGGGAAAUCGUUUCGGGGUGGAGGACCAGGCAGGGGAGCGCCAAGGAAUGGAGAAGACUGAUAUGCGGCGUUGUUGAUAACUUGCGUCAGAUGUAAUUGUAAGCAUUCUUUUUCGACUGUGAAUGAAGCGGAACAAUUCUGCUUCAUUUCGAGAUUUUUAGCGAUAAGAUCGUGCUAUACUGCAUUUCCGCUUGUUUUUUUUAUUUCAGGUGUAUAAGUUUGUUAUUUAACGCAAGUUGUUGCUGUCCUUAACUUUUAUUGACUUCAGUUUUUGUUGACUGUAAGGUUUCGGUAGUAAGUACUGUACUGGUUACCCAUCAUGUAAAAUGUGUACUCAUGAUGUAAAGCCAUUUUCGACUUUAUUUUCAUUACUGAAUUAAGACUUAAGAGCCAUUGAGCUUUUGUAACUUUGUUCUACCUGAUAUUUUUUUCCAUCGCGAAUAAAGACAAUUUUAUU
This is a messenger RNA of Paramacrobiotus metropolitanus, 1027 nucleotides long. RefSeq names its product probable U6 snRNA-associated Sm-like protein LSm4. The record is from RefSeq and is a predicted model, not a curated record. Gene Ontology annotation, molecular function: U6 snRNA binding. Gene Ontology annotation, biological process: nuclear-transcribed mRNA catabolic process; P-body assembly; spliceosomal snRNP assembly. Lineage: Eukaryota; Metazoa; Tardigrada; Eutardigrada; Parachela; Macrobiotidae. Gene Ontology annotation, cellular component: P-body; spliceosomal tri-snRNP complex; U6 snRNP. Bases 203 to 631 code for a protein of 142 amino acids. The transcript has 2 exons.